CUGUCCGUGCACCAGCCUGCAGGGCAACCCUGGUGCACACCAAGGCUGCGGUCAUAUUUUAGAGUGUAGAGAGCGUUAUUAUUACUAUGUUCUUGGAAGCACACUCGUCUCCAGUUUGCCUGACAUAACUUGUGUUUGCAGUAAGCUUAGCUCUGUGCAGAGAUCAUCCGCGAACGACUGCACUCUACUCGAACGUCUGCUCGCCUCGUCAUCGCUGAGGGAGUUGGAUCUUGUCUAGGACUGCCUAAGAGAGGUCUUUUGAUCUUUUCUCGGGGCUGAUAGUGCGGCCACGAAUAACUAUGGGAUCAAUUGAGUUGUUGCUAGCCAGUAGCACACGGCCCAGGACUGUUGGCCGGCUUCACAAUCACACUAGCAAAUGGUGUGUAUUGCAGCUGAUGGUAUGGCAAUUGCUCCUUUUCACUGGUUCUUCGACAGCUGUUGCAUGGGAGAGGGCAGCUAGGAAUCCCACCGAGGGUCAUGAAGUUAAGAAAAACACGGGUGAUUACGUGUUGAACGACAUCCUAUCGCAAUUGCACUCCAUGGUUAGUGUGGGAGAGGGUUUGCAUAACCCUCUGAACCUGGACAAGCAGGUGGUUAGUAGGCCUCCCCAGCAGACAGCGCUACCGUCAACUCUCAACGAUGGUGGUAAAUGCGCGGCGCUAUCCCCCUCACCUUCUCACAACAACACAGCAGGUAUGUCACGUGAUACAGAGCUUGUGUAUAACGGUAACAUAUCGAACAUCGGAUCCCUGCUGGAACCGUUUUGCUCUACUGCCAGCCGGCACUUAAUGUGGCUUGGGAGAAAGACGUACGAACGUGCAUUUCACUUUCAGCCACUGCUGUUGCCAAGACCGGCCUUUGUUAAGGAGCAUCCUCGAAUUCAGCCUUAUGAGGCACUGCUGGCGUUUGGUAUGUCGACAUCUUCUACACCUUCUGUUGAAAAAAUUACUGCCUACGUCAUGAACACGUAUCAAGCCGAUGGACAAACAUGGCGGAUUUUUCACGUGCUUGAUUUUAGUGAGCUUCUUCCCUUCCAGUGCCAAGACCCGGAUGAUUUUCAGCCCGCAAUUACCUUGAGCAUGUCUCGUCAGCAAGUGUACUUCUUCGGCUUCGGACCGCAGGCCGUAUGUUCUGUUUUGCUCGUUUGGGAUAUUGGCAGCCGCCACCUGAGCAGGGUCAAUGCCACUGAUGGACAGCAGGUGCCGCAUGUUUACCACACACUUGUUACCAUAGAAACAAACAUGACGGGUAGUGUUCAAAACGCGGAUACAGAACGUGACCAUGGUGACGUCCUGCUUUCGUACGGAGGAACAUUUUGUGGAUUUCAUGACGUGUACGCGUGCCCAGAGGAGAAGAUCAGUGCUGGCUUGUGGCGCUUUGAUUUCAACAACACACUGUCGGAUGGAAUAGUGCUGGGCAGAUGGUCAAAGGUUCCGGUCGAAACCAAGCCUGGAUCACCAUAUCCUUCCGCUCGCAUAUCUGCGAGUGUCUUUUUCGCUGCUCCGGACCGGAUCUUGAUGUACGGUGGAAUCGGCGUAGUGAGAGCCAGUGAGCUCAAUGAGUCGAAUGAGUCUCUGAGUUGCAGCGAAUGCCGUGAGGUGGCCCUAUGUGAUUUAUGGCAACUCAACCUUGGAACAUUGACUUGGCAAGUGCUUAGCAGUAAUCUUACUCUGAAUUGUGCCCAGCGAGCUCCAUCGAACUGCUUUGGCUUUCCGAGAUUUGCCAAUCGCCAGUUCUGUGCCUACGACCCAGUGGAAGAAGUCAUUUCUGUACCAACAAUAGUUCUGACUGAGUUUUCCCUGGGUGCAUUAUGUAACAUUGGUUCUUUCGCUCUUUCAAGAUUUUAUUUGAAUAGCGUGGAAAGCGGCUGGAGAACCUGGGAACAAACAUCCGCCCAAGACCUUUACAUCGUUGCGAGCGGAAUAGAGCGUCUUCUCUCCUCCGGCUUUGCCACAGCUACGCACAGGGUGUUUUGCGUGGAUCUCGGCUUCUUGCUGACUUCUGACAUGACACUGCGAUACGACCACGUGACCGGGAUGGAUUCGGUCAAUCUACAAUUUCUACCAGACAACUUGAACAAGAUUUAUAGAUUCGCUGGCAACACUGGCUGCAUUAGCCCAGCCCCUAUUGUAGCGGAGUCGCGUUCUUUCGAGAAGGAGGACUACAAGGAGCACUACUUCAUCGUACUUGGCGGCUUUUGCCUUCUGAAGGGUGAGAGCCCUGACAAUCGGCUGCUUGCCAGCUGGGAUGUUCUGCCUGUUUGGUCGUAUCUAAAUGAGAAUCUUGAAUUUGGAUACUUGAUGAAACUAGUGAGACCAGCCCCUGAGUUCCUGCACCAAGUGUUUCACACAGUUGUACCAUUGUCAGAAGAGCCAGUAGCAGGGCAGAACAUACGCAAUGGUGCCCAGGCCCCAGCCCAAGGCAGUCCUGGAACGGUUCACAAAGCCGCUCUUUAUGGUGGUGUAUCAUUACUUGGCCACAUUGUUCCACCAGACGUAUGGUGCUUUGAUCUGCGAGAGCAUUACUGGACACAAGCAAACCUCACCACAAACACCCAUGUACCACAAUGGAGAAGCAAUGCCAUAUUCGGCCAUGUCGCAUUCCCUGUUCCUGGACCCUCCUCCGCGUUUGCCAUAUACGGUGGAUUCCAAGGCGAUUUUGGCUUGCCUCUGUUCUCCAGUAACCGUAGCUACAUGUUUGAAUUUUCAAACCUGGAGGAGUGUGAAGGACAGUGGGUAGAGCUGCAGGCUAGGUCACGUCCGCUACCAGGCCUUGCACUACAUAGCGUCACGAUAGUGAGCAGUGACAUCUACGUAUUUGGCGGCCUGUGUGACCUGGAGCAGCGAAAUAGCCUGCUUCGCUUGCAAAUUGAUCGACGGCCGAGCUACACUGUAGAGUGGGUUGAGGUGAAGCAGGCCAGGACUUUGCCUGCCAUGUUUGGCCACAGUCUGACAGAGUUUACGCCGGAUUUCUUGCUUCUUCUCGGUGGCAUUCAUUACGAUUCCGCAAGAUGUCAUAAUAACCUAGCUGGGUUCUGCUUCAACAGCAAGGGUGCCGUGGCUUAUCUGAUGCGGAUUGGUGGUGGUGGUGCUACUGAUGCUGCUGCUGCUGGCUCGCAGCAACGUGCUGACAUCAUACCGUUCUUCCCUCAUCACCCAAUUGCCCUACACAAAGCUGUCAGUCAGUUUAUCUUUGGCGGGGCUGUCAAUGCAGCAGAGUUUCGUCAGGAGUACGCUAGGCUCAUGUCACAAGACUGCCACAGCCAAAUCCCCAGUUCAUCGUGCCCACUUGGGUAUGGGCGCAAUGGUUCAACAUGCAUGCCAUGUCCACAGGAAUACAUCUCCACAGGAACUGGUGGGAAAUGUGUGCCAUGCCCGAAGUUUCAAGUCACCAACGGCACGGGACAGACCAUGUGUAUGAUACCACCGCCAUGCAAAGACAACAGUUGCCAUGGCCACGGUACAUGCUAUUCAGUCGAUCUGUACGUGGCGGCGUGCUCUUGUGAAUUCGGUUACACGACAUAUGACAAUUGCCAGCUACCCUUUACCUACCUUGGUAUGGGUGCUACAAUAACUGUUGUUCUGCUGUGUGUGACCCUUAUUCUUCGACGAUGUAUUCUACUACGCAGGAAGGCACAGAGUAAGCUGGUUCAGAAAGAGCGCGAGCUCCUUGUGUCCCGCUGGAAACUGGGACAAUUGUCACGUGGAUCCAGAAUACAGUACAAGGAGUUGACAUUCCUGAAUCAAAUUGGUGAGGGUGCGUUCGGUCAGGUGUUCUUGGCCGAGCUCAGUUGUUUGAAGGUAGCGGUCAAGACUCUCCGUGGAUGUCGUUUAUCAAGACGAGCGGCAUGCAAGCGAUUUCAAGUAGAGGCGGAGCACAUGCGUACUGUUCACCACCCCAAUAUCGUCAUGUUCUUUGGUGGAGGCAGAGAGCCCAAAUCCAAGUGUCCGUUCAUCGUUAUGGAAUACAUGUCGCAUGGAUCGCUCAAGCAGGUUCUCUCCAACACUGAUAUUGACCUGGACAUUGGCAAGAAGCUUGGCUUUGCACUGGAUGUCGCUCAGGGCAUGGAGUUCUUGCAUGGCUCAACAUCACCACGCAUUCAUUGCGACUUGAAAAGCGCCAAUAUGUUAGUGACAGAAAAGUGGCAGAUCAAGAUAAGUGAUUUCGGUAUGCUGUUCCUGAUGUCGACAAUACAUGACUAUGAUCCUACUGAUCCGCAAGAAAACUUGCUAUCUUCCCAUGGUAUCUUGAUCUCAUCCGAUGAUGAUGAUGAUGACUUCAAUACCCAAGAGUACAACGACGAUCCAUCUGCAAGUCUUCUUACGCGGAGCAACAGACAUAACUUAGCUGGAAGGGAACUGCGGAACAUUGCCUCCUCUAUCAAUGCAACACGGAAGAGUGGCAAUGGUGACUUGUGCCAUAGCAAUGCUGCUGCUGCUGCUGGUGCUGGUGCUGCUGCUGCUGCUCGUGUUGGUGUUGGUGCUGCUGGUGUUGUUCAAAGUGGUGGCGGUGGUGCAGCUGCUGCUGCUGGCGGUGUUGGUGCUGGUUGUACCCCUGUUUCUGCUGUUUCUGCUGCUGCUGCUGCUGCUGCUGCUGCUGGUGGUGUUGCUGGUGGUAUUGCUGGUGGUGGUGUUGCUGGUGGUAUUGCUGGUGGUGGUAUUGCUGGUGGUGGUGUUGCUGGUGGUAUUGGUGGCACUCCUGGUCUGGUUACCACACGUGACUUAACUCAGCGGAUGGGAACACUGCGAUGGUGUGCUCCUGAGGUGAUCAAAGCCGUUUUCUACGGAUCUUCGGAGUGCGCUUUCAACAAGCACACAGAUGUCUAUAGCUUCAGCAUAGUACUGUGGGAGAUAUUGACACGGAAGUUACCAUUCGACAGCAUGGUCGAUGAGAGCCUGGUACUUGCAGCUGUGCAGGCUGGCACACGGCCACAACUUCCACAACGACGUCACCACGACUCAUACCAGUACAUCAAUAUCAUUGAAGCAUGUUGGAGUGCCAGUCCGGAGGACCGCUGGCUAUUCCCCGACAUUGUGAAGUGCCUGAUUCGAGAGAAGAAACGCCUGGCCUCAGUGAAGCCCGCACACAUUGGUCCGGGUGCUCCACAUCUUUAAAUAAUUAUGAUGAUGUCAUCACACCUUGUGACUUAACACUGGCAGCUGUGUGACGUCAUCAUGCGAGUUGAUCUAGUACUGGCUGCUUGCAGUGCUUGGCUGCUAUCACACAGUAUGAGGAUGAUGACAUGGCAACUGACGUCCUGUCUUCAAUCCGGGUCUUCAAUCCGGGUACUAGGACAGGCCCCCCGUGUGUCCUAGUUUGCAGACGGUCACGUGUGUUGCUCAGGCUGAGUGUGUCCUUUGGUGCCCGUUUUCUACCGGACAUUCCGACUCCCUGGGAACGUGUAUGUGGUCAUGUCACCCCCUUUCAUUGUUGAUUUGGUCAUGUCACCCCCUUUCAUUGUUGAUUUGGUCAUGUCACCCCCUUUCAUUGUUGAUUUGGUCAUGUCACCCCCUUUUAUUGUUGAUUUGGUCAUGUCACCGCCUUUCAUUGUUGAUUUGGUCAUGUCACCCCCUUUCAUUGUUGAUUUGGUCAUGUCACCCCCUUUCAUUGUUGAUUUGGUCAUGUCACCCCCUUUCAUUGUUGAUUUGGUCAUGUCACCCCCUUUCAUUGUUGAAAUUUUGGUCAUGUCACCCCCUUUCAUUGUUGAUGAGCAUUAUGCUAGCAUUAUUUUUAUUUAUUUUAUUAUAACACUACAUUUCCGCAAAAGUGGCAUUAUACUCAAAUAGUCCAUCGGCCAAAUCUCAGAAAGGGCCUCUUUCGGCGAAGGUGAUGCACUGAAGCUCCAACUAAACGCCCUUUGGCACACUAGCUCAUGAGACCCCAUAGAAUACGAAUCCGAUUGUUGGACGUUGCCAAUCCAGUCCAGGAUAGUCGAACUGGGUCGAAUACCUUCUUCCGAUUUUCGUAAUUUCGUCCACCAUUACAUCUUUCUCAUCGAUUUUUUUCGCUUGGCGAAUGUUCUUGAGCCGCUGAGCAGAAUCUACGCACGCUCGAACACUUGAAAUGCCUGCAUGCUGACGGUUCGCAAGAUUCUAGCGAGCUUGGUGGAAAUCUAUUAUUUAUUUUGACAUUUUUGGGGGAAUCUGAAUUAGAACGGUAGAAGCUCAUUCGGAGAAGACGGCGUGUCGCCGCUGUCGGAUUGUCGCUACUGUGUUUCAGACGUAUUUGCUUGAACGUGCUAUUGAGGAUGGACAGAAG
Messenger RNA from Sycon ciliatum, 6258 nucleotides. RefSeq lists its product as uncharacterized. NCBI's taxonomy places the organism in Eukaryota, Metazoa, Porifera, Calcarea, Leucosolenida, Sycettidae. The coding region runs from base 300 to 5114 and encodes 1604 amino acids. The transcript is spliced from 2 exons. Gene Ontology annotation, cellular component: cytoplasm. Gene Ontology annotation, biological process: protein phosphorylation; signal transduction. The record is from RefSeq and is a predicted model, not a curated record. Gene Ontology annotation, molecular function: ATP binding; protein kinase activity; protein binding.